AUGAGCAACCCGUACCAGUCGUCGCGUCCCGAUGAGUCGCACAUGCCCAAGCGCGAUGCCCCCAAGCCCACCGAGGCGAGCGAGUACCUCUGCGGUGACUGCGGACACAAGACGUCGAUCAAGAUGGGCGAGCUUAUCCGUUGCCGCGAGUGCGGACACCGUGUCAUGUACAAGCCGCGUACCCACAAGACAGUUGUCCAGUUCGAGGCGCGGUAG
Cutaneotrichosporon cavernicola is the source of this 216-nucleotide messenger RNA. RefSeq lists its product as uncharacterized. The transcript is spliced from 4 exons. The record is from RefSeq and is a predicted model, not a curated record. Gene Ontology annotation, cellular component: RNA polymerase III complex; RNA polymerase II, core complex; RNA polymerase I complex. Bases 1 to 216 code for a protein of 71 amino acids. Lineage: Eukaryota; Fungi; Basidiomycota; Tremellomycetes; Trichosporonales; Trichosporonaceae. Gene Ontology annotation, molecular function: zinc ion binding; DNA binding. Gene Ontology annotation, biological process: DNA-templated transcription.